Molecule: messenger RNA, 2406 nt
Organism: Salpingoeca rosetta
Lineage: Eukaryota; Choanoflagellata; Craspedida; Salpingoecidae
Exons: 14
Coding region: 100-1635 (511 amino acids)
Biological process (GO): carbohydrate metabolic process
Molecular function (GO): hydrolase activity, hydrolyzing O-glycosyl compounds
Source: RefSeq, a predicted model, not a curated record
AUUUGAUUGGCGUUGUAGACAAUUCGCUACUACAUACACAGAAAUCGGGAAGAGAAGGAGCAGGGGAAAGACACAAGAGAAAGGCAGGAAGGAAGGACAAUGUCGAUGAUGACAGUGGCUGCUGCGAGAACCAUGGCUGCAGUUGCGGCAUGCAUGAGCAGCACGACGCACGCCGCGACGAAGAUGCCGUUCUGGCCGCAAUACCCAACGCGCACGUUGGCCAUCUUGAACGGCGAGUGGGACUUUGGGUACUUGGACAACGUCCCGGAUGCCAUCAACUUUGAUAUCAAGAACGCCGUGUUCAACGAGAGCAUGAGCGUGCCAGCAGCAUUUGAUGUCGCCCAGCCGGGUGUGAUGGGCCCCAGAGGCACCGCCUUCUACCGUAGGCAGUUUGACCUCUCCCCAAACCACAAGGGCCUCCUCUACUUUGCAGCCUGCAGCUUCUACUGCAGGGUGUUUGUGGAUGGCCAAGCGCUCGGCGACCAUCGUGCUGGCGGUUACCAGGCAUUUUGGAUGCACGUGCCUGCAAGCACCAACCACACACGCGAACUUGUGGUGCUCGUGGACAACCGCUUCAACGCCACCACAGCCCCAACACACACGGGCGGGGACUUCUACCACUACAGCGGCAUCACGCGCGAUGUAAUCCUGCACGAGGUGCCUGCAGAGACGUUCAUCUUGCAGGUGGAGACGUUCACGCUUUCACUCCACGGCGACAUCAAAGUCCGCGUUGUUCUUGGCGGUGACACGUCCGUAUCUGCUGUCAACCUCAACCUCACCUUCGACGGCACCAGCACCAAGGCCUUUUCUCAAGUUCCUGUCACAAACGGCGUUGCGGUGCUGGCGAAUGUGUCCGUUCCAAACGCCAAACUCUGGUCCCCGGCAUCCCCGCACCUCCACACCCUCACCGUCGCCAUCAACAACCGCGCGGACGCCGUGCAAGUCAGAUUCGGCGUGCGCCUGGUGACGGUGGGGUCUGAUGCGCGCGUGCACAUCAACGGCGAGAGAAUCAAGCUGCUUGGCUUCAACCGUCACACCAUGUGGCCGGACACGGGCUCAGCACUCACCCUCGACCAGGUGCAGCGGGAUGUGGCGAUCUUGGUUGACGUCGGCGCAAAUUACGUGCGCGGCGCACACUACCCACAGGACCAACGGUUUCUGGAUCUUUGUGACGAACAUGGGAUCAUGGUGUGGGAGGAGACAUUGGGCCCUGGUGUGACGGUGAAGGACUUGACCAGCCCGUAUUGGAUGCGCUACCAACUGCAGGCUGUCAACGAAAUGAUCUCGGCCUCCAUUAACCACCCCUCCGUCAUCUUUCACGCAUUCUACAACGAGGGUCCGUCGGACAACCCCGCUGCGUGUCCUGGGUACAAUGCAAGCGCAUCGGCCAUCCGUGCACGUGUUGGCUCUCCGCCCUCGCGUCUUGUCACGUGGGCCAGCGACACCCGCACAAACGACGUCUGCCUCCACAUCGCAGACGUGGUGUCGUUCAACGACUACCCUGCAUGGUACAACCACCCCGGUGACAUCAAGUACCCGAAAAUCUUCUGGCAGACGCAGGUGGACUGGGUCAAGAAGCACUUUCCAGGUCCGCAUGGUGGCGGCGACGGUGUGAUGUGUGUGUAUGAAGUGUGAUGUGUGUGUCUGCUUAUGUUGUGAGUGUCUCCUUGUGAGUGUCUGCUGGUGCGUGUCUGCUGGUGCGUGUAUGCCUGUUCUGGCUACGGUUCUAACUGUCUAUCCGUGUUUUACAACCCACAAUCCCAACCGCUAUCCCCUACCAAAUCAUCCCCCCCCCACACACACACACACAUGCACAUCCGCGCACUGCCCCUCAGCGAAACCGUUUACCAUCUCAGAGACGGGUGCUGGCGCCGUGUACGAGUGGCAGAACACAACCGACCCAAAGUGGUCGCAGAACUACCAGGCAGAGGUUGUGCAGCAGGACAUUGAGUUUGUGCUGGGCAGCGAGGCCGUCUCGGGUGUGACCAUCUGGCAGCUCACCGACAUCAAAGCCAACGACGGCGACACCCGUGACGCGGGCCCGUGUGUGUACGCACCGCACCCUGCGACGCUGUCUGUGCCAUGGAACUGCACGUACAUCGACGUGUCCGUCAACAGGCCAGGCGGGGAGAACCACAAGGGCGCGGUGGACUUUUGGCGAAGAGAGAAGAGCGUUUACAGCGUUGCCAAGUCCCUCUAUCACCAGUGAUGGUGAUGCUCUUGUACUCAUUCAUUCACACACUUACACAAACGGUUCAAAUCUUCUUUUCAUGUCUUGUUAUCAGCAUCAGCACACUCAUUGCUGUCUCCUUUUUUUCCUUUUUUUCCUUUUUUUCACACAUGACUGCUCUAUUUCUUGCAAUUGUAUUGCGAUAUCAACAAACGUUGAAAGAACACGCCUAUCAG